Messenger RNA from Neltuma alba, 1071 nucleotides. RefSeq names its product putative rRNA methylase YtqB. Bases 71 to 880 code for a protein of 269 amino acids. The transcript is spliced from 6 exons. The record is from RefSeq and is a predicted model, not a curated record. NCBI's taxonomy places the organism in Eukaryota, Viridiplantae, Streptophyta, Magnoliopsida, Fabales, Fabaceae.
GUUAAUCCGGUUAACGAGAUUUGCGGCGCAGACAAUAGUAGCACUGUAGUGGCUUGUUCAACUACAAUUGAUGUCGUUACUGAGAUUCUGGUCAGGUUCAAUCGCAAUUCAGAGACCCAAAACAAGAUCUUCGUGUGGAUUCUUUGAUCUUUCUCGAAGACACACUUCGCGCAGGAGCUCCAGGAAAUUCUGUUCUUGUGUGAAGUCGAAUCAACAAAAUGGAGCACAUUUCCAAUCUUCUUCGCUCCCCAGACAUUCUACCCUUUCUGGAAUGGAGGAUGCUUUGGCGGGCUAUCUCUUUGGCAAGAAGAGGGCCACGGACGUUGCUCACAUGGUAUGGAGGCAUGUUGUCCAGAAAGGGGAUACAGUUGUUGAUGCCACCUGUGGUAAUGGUUAUGACACCUUAGCAAUGCUCAAAUUGGUUGCUGAUAAUUCACAUAAGGGUUUGGUUUAUGCAUUGGACAUUCAGAAAGGUGCUUUGGAUAUGACUUCCUCCUUGCUGGACGAGUCCCUUAAUCCAACCGAGAAACAACUUAUCAAGCUCUUCAACGUCUGCCAUAGUAAAAUGGAGGAAGUUAUUCCAAGCCAUGCCUCCGUUAGGCUUGUUGCUUUCAACUUAGGUUAUCUUCCUGGUGGUGACAAAGAAAUAGUAACAAGAUCGGAGACAACAUUACAGGCACUAGAAGCUGCUAAAAGAAUUUUAAUGCCCGGAGGGCUUAUCAGCUUAGUGGUUUAUGUGGGGCACCCCGGAGGAUGGGAAGAAUUGGAAAGUAUUGAAGCUUUUGCUGCUAGACUGUCUCCUGAGGAUUGGAUCUGCUGUAAGCUCCAGAUGUUAAACCGACCAUCUGCUCCAAUACCCAUUUUCUUAUUCAAAAGAUAAUGCAAAAAUGACUUUCUGGUAUCUCUUCCUUUGAUUUUUAUAUUUAAUGUUCACCUUUGCUUGGCCGUUAGAUGUGUCCUGUUCUGAUUUCUUGCUCGAAAGAGUAUUAAUUUUUCUUCUGAACCCCUCUACCAGAGAAUUGAAUUACAUGUACAAGUGGAAAUUAGUUUAAUGAAGCCUUCAUUUGAUUA